UGUGAAGCUGAGGUGAUGGCUUCGUUUGACAGCAUGCAGUCAACGCAGCAGCAGCAGCCGCGGAGCGAGCCGUGACCACAGCUGGAUUUCAGGAGCUAUGUCCGUGGGCACCGAGCCUCCGUCUGCCUCUAGUCGACAGCACCAGUGUGCCCCCUCGGUUUGGCGCCUCGGGGGUCUUCGCUAAAGUCCAGGGACACACGGUAUCAGUGGAGCGCAUCCACCUGGAGUCGAGGAGAGGUUGCUGUUUGUUCUAAGGCCGGGCUCUCUGCAGCCCACUCCCCGCAUCCUCCUCCGCGGCGUCUGUGUGCCGCGAGCGCUCCGCGGUCUGUCUACAUGGCAGUGGACAUCAAAACAAUCACUACCUGAGUGUGUUCGCCUCCUGCGGCCAUACAUACCUUUACAGCUAAUACUGACUCUAAAUUAAUCGACGUGUGGAUCGGGAGCAGCGCUGUGUCUAUGCGCCUCACUAACGCCGCCCGGAAAGGACUUCUUGCCAUUGAGAGCUGGAUAUGCAGAGAUUAACGUGAGAGGAUGGAUCUAAUUAUCUGUGUUUUGGGGCUGCUGGCGCUGGCCGUGGAGGGCAUCCGUUGCCAAGGAGUGUACGCACCCCCAACUGUCCGCAUUAUACACUCAGGGCAUGCCUGUAAUGUUGAAGAGGAGAGGCACACGGAGAGAGUCUACACCAUCAGAGAGGGAGAGACCCUGGAGCUCACCUGUCUGGUGACCGGGCAUCCUCGACCACAGAUCCGAUGGACCAAGACAGCCGGCAGCGUGUCGGACCGCUUCCAGGACUCCAGUGUGUUCAACGAGACGUUGCACAUCGCAAAGAUCCUGAGGACCCAGGGAGGCCGCUACUACUGCAAGGCUGAGAACGGCCUCGGGUCCCCCGCCAUCAAGUCCAUCAGGGUCGACGUCUAUUACCUUGAUGACCCGGUGGUGACGGUGCACCAGAGCAUAGGAGAAGCGAAGGAGCAGUUCUACUAUGAGCGGACUGUGUUUCUGCGCUGCGUGGCCAACUCCAACCCGCCUGUCCGCUACAGCUGGCAUCGUGGGAGAGAGGUCCUGACGCAGGGCUCGGACAAGGGAGUGGAGAUCUACGAACCCUUUUUCACUCAGGGGGAAACGAAGAUUUUGAAGCUGAAGAACCUGCGUCCUCAGGACUACGCCAACUACAGCUGCAUCGCCUCUGUCAGAAAUGUGUGUGGGAUCCCUGACCGCAGUGUUAUCUUCAGACUCACAAAUAAGACAGCCUCGCCAUCCAUCAAGCUGCUGGUGGAGGAUCCCAUCGUGGUGAACCCUGGCCAGACGGUCUCCCUGGUGUGCAUCACCACAGGCGGAGAGCCGCCCCCGAUCCUCACCUGGGUCAGCAGCAAUGACAGCCUGCCACAAAGGAGCGUGGUGAAGGGGGGCACGCUUACUCUCCCAGCCAUCACCUCAGAUGAGGCGGGGGUCUACAGCUGCGUGGCCAGCAACAACGUGGGAAACCCCGCCAAGAAGUCCACCACCAUCGUGGUGCGAGCUCUAAAAAAGGGGCGAUUCUGGAUCACUCCGGACCCCUACCACAAUGACGACAACAUCCAGAUUGGACGUGAAGUCAAGAUAUCUUGCCAGGUGGAGGCGACCCCACCAGAGGAGCUGACUUUUAGCUGGCUGAAGAACGGCCGUGCCCUGCGGAGCUCCGAGCGUAUGGUCAUCACCCAGACGGACCCCGACAUCUCCCCCGGGACCACCAACCUGGACAUCAUAGACCUCAAGUUCACCGACUUCGGCACAUACACCUGCGUGGCGGCGCUGAAGGGAGGAGGCAUCCCUGAGAUCAGCAUUGACGUCAACAUCUCUUCCACUACUGUUCCCCCCAACCUGACAGUCCCUCGGGGCAAGUCCCCCCUGGUGGCCCGCGAGGGUGACACAGUGGAGCUGGAGUGCCUUGUUUCAGGGAAGCCCAAGCCCAUCAUCCUGUGGACCCGAGCUGAUAAGGAGGCGCCCAUGCCGGAUGGCAGCAUGCAGAUGGAGAGCUACGACGGCGUGCUGCGUAUUGUUAAUGUGUCCAGGGAGAUGACGGGCUCGUACCGCUGCCAGACCAGCCAGUAUAACGGCUUCAACGUGAAGCCCCGGGAGGCCGUGGUGGAGCUCAUUGUACAAUACCCUCCGACAGUGGAGCCGGUUUACAUGGAGAUGCGUCAGGGCCUGGGGAGGCCUGUGGUGAUGACCUGCAGGGUGCUGCGAGCCCACCCUUCCCGCGUGCUGCGAUUCGAGUGGCUUCUAUCGAACCGGCUGCUCCACGCCGGAGCCUUCGACGCCCAACGAGACGAGACGGAGUACACCAUCCGCAGCCUGAACCGAGACGGCUGGGGGGAGUACACCUGUAACGUCAUCAACGAGGCUGGGGCAGGAAAGUGCACCUUCCAGGUUACAGGCAAGGCCUACCCUCCAGAGUUCUACUAUGAUACCUACAGCCCUCUGUGGCAGAACAGACCCAGAGUCUACGGCUUCAAGCUCCAGUGGACCCAGAUGAACCCCAACGCUGUGGACCGCAUUGUCGCCUACAGACUUGGCAUCAGACAGAUGGGACUGCAGCGCUGGUGGGAACAGGAGAUCCCUGUGGAUGGAACAAUCAACAAAGGAGAGCUCAUGACACACAACCUGACUGAGCUCAUCAAACCUGAAUCCUACGAAGUGCGCCUGACUCCCAUCACACGUUUUGGAGAGGGUGACUCCACCAUCCGGAUUGUCACGUACAGCGCUCCCAUCAACCCUCACCUGAGAGAGUUCCACUGCAGCUUUGAGGAGGAGCCCAUCUGCAUGUUCACCCAGGACAAGAAUGAUGAUUUUGAUUGGACGCGACACAGCGCCGCUACCCGCGACACCAAGUAUACGCCCAACACCGGGCCCAGUGGUGACCGCAGUGGUUCCAAACAGGGUUUCUACAUGUACAUUGAGACAUCAAGACCACGCAAGGAAGGGGACCAAGCACGGCUUGUAAGUCCCUUUUUCAACGUAGCGCCUAAAAACCCUUAUGGCAUCACCAACCCACCUGCCUACUGCUUCGGCUUCUUCUACCACAUGUACGGAAAACACAUAGGAACACUAAACGCCCUCCUAAAGCAGAAGGGCCAGACAGCCUCUGAGGGUCCCGUGUGGUCGCUAAAUGGAAACCAAGGUGACCGCUGGAAGCAGGCAAAAGUAAGCAUCCAUCCGACAUCAUCCUUCCAGGUGGUACUCGAAGGUAUCAGGGGUCCGGGCAUCGAGGGAGACAUCGCCAUCGAUGAUGUCACGCUGGAGGAAGGGGAGUGUCGAGACCCACCGACUAAUCUCAUCUCCACGGCUUCGUCCACAUCCUCCCAUAUAUGGCUGCUAUGCAUCACCUUGGUGAUGACCCUGCUGGAAGGUCAGAGGUGACCCUUCUCUCCGUCAUCUCAGAGGCGAAUAUUCAGACCCACCGUCUGUGAACUAUACCCUCGGCAUCCAAUCACCAAAGAUUCAUGCAUCCUGAAAGCAGCAGGGGUCCCCUGACAGACCACGGAGGGGCCGAAGUUAAUGAAAGAGAGAAAAAAUUGUGAUCAAAAAACUUUGACAAAAAGUAAUAAAGAAGAAGAUGCGCUAAUUUUUUAAAGAGACCUCUUUUACAGAAAACACUCCUCGGUGCAGGACUCUGGACGUCUUUACGAGCACAAAGACAGGUGGGCGAUGAAUACGCCUGGACUUUGGCUAAAGAGUUCACAAGCGUCGAGGGAGGACAGUUUGUAAAGCACAAGAACAAUUUUAUCAAGUUAUGAAAAUAUCUUUGGAAGGCGGCGGAAUAUAGACACUGCUGAUGUUUUGAAGAGGAAAUAACAUUUCCCUGCUUACAAAUACAUGGAAUCAGACCUUUCUCUGUGUAUCUUUAUCUUCAUUUUCUUGCACCAGAUGCCAAUCACCGACACUUGUUUUUCACUCUGGCCCAGCCUCACGUCACACCUUGACAUUUCUUUAUCUGCUUGGUGCUGUACUGUAGAAAACAAGAACUCUGGCAACAUUUAGUUCUGUCUGCUUACUCCCCUGUAGCUGCCUAUGUAUCUAUUAACACUGUGCUCACGAGUCCAAGUGGCCAACCGACGGUAUGGUGGCAGAACAAUGAAUGCAGCCGAGGUGUAGACAGCGGGACUGGAAGGGCAGAGAGGAGUUGAAGCUCAGGAGCUGAAUGAGAGGGAGAGGUGGAGAGAGGGCAGAGAGGAGGAGUGUGAGGGGAGGAGGAACAGGCAGAGAGUAGAGAAAGGUCCGAUAAGUGAGGCCUGACUCGAAUAUUCAGUCGGCGGUCCGCCUGUGGAACAGAAGCCACUUUACUUUCUGCCAUGAAACAAAGUGCCUUCAGAUUACAAACCGAAUCGUGAGCCUGGGUGUUAAUCAACAUCGAACACAUCUCUGUUCAUGUUUCCUCUGAUGGGCUAUUUUCUACAUGUUUCUUUUGCCCCACAAGUGCUGAUGGGAAGGCAUGCGUGUUCAGAGCGUGAAUGGGUUUGUGCUCCACUUGGAUUUAACUCCUGAUGGGACUGUGUGUGUGUGUCUGUGUGUCUGUGUGUCUGUGUGU
Messenger RNA from Centropristis striata (black sea bass), 4567 nucleotides. RefSeq names its product MAM domain-containing glycosylphosphatidylinositol anchor protein 2-like. Gene Ontology annotation, cellular component: plasma membrane. Lineage: Eukaryota; Metazoa; Chordata; Actinopteri; Perciformes; Serranidae. Gene Ontology annotation, biological process: homophilic cell-cell adhesion. The coding region runs from base 532 to 3399 and encodes 955 amino acids. Gene Ontology annotation, molecular function: protein binding. The record is from RefSeq and is a predicted model, not a curated record. The transcript is spliced from 18 exons.